AUGGAUCUUUUUCAGUCAUUUUCCACUUACACUGCUCCACCUUCAUCGUCUGAUUUGGAUCAACGCCCUGACAAGACAUUUGUUGUCAAAAGCCAAGUCGAGUUCCUUACUCUUGCCGCUCACUUACAGGUACCAAUCAUCAGUGCGCAAACCAAUGUCUUCACUGGUAUAAACAAGGUGCACGUUGGUGAGGUGGCUUCUUUUACCGCAUUGUCAUCCACAGAGGCACUCAGCUUUAGUAAAGACGGAGAUAUUCUCAAUCCAACUCUCGGAGCAAAAAGAUGGUUCGACGAGAAUAAAGCCAAGAAUAAAUUUCACCAUUACGUCACGAAAAAGAUCAAACCAUCUCAACAAUUAGGCUACACAGAUGAUUCUCAGCAACUCUCAGCUGCGAUCAAUGAACUAAGAGUCCUGUCGAAUAAGAGAAUCCGAGAUUGCGACUCUAUUGUAUCCUUGCUGGCUAUAUCAUGGAGCGAAGAUCUCAGCCUUGGUCGGGUUUGGCCCCAGGUCCUGCUUGAGACUGCUGAUCAGGGGAACUUGAAGCAAUACCUAUCUUCAACUGAGAUUAAUUUUCAGUCGAAAAUGGAGAUAACAGUACAAAUUGCAGAUGGACUUGAGUUCCUAUACGCAGAACAAAUCGUCCAUGCUGAUAUAAAGCCGGCAAACAUCCUUAUCUUCUCUCGCAAGGUGAAUGACUUUGCUUCGGAUGAUAUGGCGGUUGACAGCAAGAGACUCCUGCCAGUCACGGCAAAGAUCUGCGAUUUUGGAUAUGCCGUCAUUCUUAAGGACUACGGCUCCCAGGAAAGGUUCCAGGCAAGACUUGGUAGCAAUCCCUGGAUGUCCCCAGAACUAGAUGGAGGAGAACCCAUCGAGUUAUGUUAUCUGCAUAAGUCAGAUGUUUACUCGUUUGGCCUCCUGAUCGCCAGCAUUGUUAUGAACUGCCAUGUGCCAUUUGCCGGUACCGCCCCCGAGAAAAUCCUGGGAUUAAAAACCAGACGCUCAGAGGACCCAGAUUCUGCCGUUAAUAUAUUAAUGGGAAACCUAAAGGGUCAAGUAGUGCUCAGCGAACAUGAGCAGGAUUUUAUUCGCGCACUUCUCAUGGGGGCUUGCGACCCUUCGCCGCAGAACAGAGCAUCCUUCGCAGCUAUACGGAAAUAUUGUUUCCUCGGAUCAAGGCAUGACCUUGAUCCUGGCGGACCAGUGACGCCACUCAGUUUCCUUCGACCUCAGUUAUAUGAGCCUGUCAGAGGGUAUUUCGCCUGCAAACUGGAACUCGACGGCGAUCCUGACUCUAUCUAUGAAAUCGCUGGGGCUUACCUCAAUGCGCAGGUGUUCGAUUGGACGACUGGUCCACCACUGAGUACAAGCAUCCAACCGUGGACAGAUAUGGGCCUCAAGCAUUUAGCUGCUGCUGCUAUGAGAAAAAGUCCAGAAGCCAUAGCUAUUCUACGAAAUGCUUUUGAGGCCUGUGACACUCCAUUACCAGAAGAUGCCCGAGAUGAACUGCUAGCAAUGGUCCAGAAUCAUGUGAGCGAAGUUAUCUGGGAAAGUCAGGCAAAUCUGUUUGAUCACACGCCGGCGCAUCUUCUUGUCUCUGACGAGACCACGUCAAAGACAUGGGCAUCCGGAUUAUCUCAAUGGUACUAUGAGUUCUUGUCAGCAAGACAAAUAGCCUAUGACAUGGCGCCAAAGAGUCACAAAGACGAAUUCGCACUUUACCCUAAUGGGCAUUUGGUCUUUGAUUUCAAGUUACUGACAUCUUAUGAAACUCGCACCUCUCAGAGGCUUAACCAGCGCAACAAGGAAGCGUUCAAGCGGGAGGUGAUUCGACUCCGAUGUGCACACGCAUGCGAUGAACUGUCGAGUUUUACACUGCUGCAAAUUGCCGCCGUUAAGGAUGACCUGGAGUUGGCAAAGGUUCUAGUUACAGAGCUUGGUGUUCCCAUUGAUAGUUACGGAAAUACUCCCGCUUGGACACCAUUGCUGCUGAGCUGCCAUCUUGGUCACUUUGCUAUGGCCAAGUGGUUGAUUGAAAACGGAGCCAGCCCUAGGAUCAAGGGUUAUAUGAUGGCGCAACGAUUCUUCAUUUCAUACAUCGCCUCACCGAAAGGGAUCAAUGUGAAUUUAUUCUUGACGUCGCUUUGUCGGGACUAUUCCGGAGGCCUUGCAGCCCAACUGCUACUCCAAUUCGGCGCAGAUCCUACUAGGAAGGUGUACGGGGGACUAGGGGCCGGAGUGCUUGGAUUUGCUACGUCUAUGGGUCUUGCCGCUCGCGAUCUCAGGGUUGAUCUACUCCGCAAGGUGUUGGCUGCGGCGGAAAGCCUGGUACUCCAUAGCGUUGGACCAUACGCAAAACGACGACUUGUUGAUGCCAAAGCUCAGGCUUUUGAAGCUCUGAUGAUUCGGACACCCUUACACUACAUGUGUGUCGGAGGGAAAGGGUAUAGGGAAAGUAUUGAAAACAUUAUCUUACUACUGGCGGACGAACAAGUAGCCUCCAGAUGGGCGACCUUCCUCAGUACAAGCAGUCAAAUGCCUAUGUCCAUGUAUCCAGUGGACCCGCUUCUACGCUUAUCAACCACCUGCGUUGGGUCCGGCCUGUUCACGAAGCCAAUUCUCAAAGCCCACCCCCAGGUCAUAGUCGAGGAUCCGUCACUCACCUUGCCGUGGACCUUCCUUCAUCUAGCCAUUGAGAGGCAAAGUCGUGAAUCUAUAAGCGCUCUUAUCGAGCAUGGAGCAUACGUUCUCACCGAGGGACAAUUUGGGCGUAAUGCUCUUCAUGUAGCGGCGCAGUACUUCCCGGAGAUCCUCCCUGACUUCAUCGCAAUUGUUGAAAACUUAGCGCCAGAUGAGCGUCAAGGGAAGAGUAUUACCGAGAUACUAGAGGAUGAGGACGAGCGUGGAGUUACUACUUUCGAUAUACUCCUCAUCAUGGGAUACGAUGCAGAACGCCAACUCGCAGAAUCUAUUCGUCAGAAAUACAGUCUGCAGCACGAACACAAGAUACAUGAUGCCACAAUACAUGAGCCAGGCGAAUGGGUGACCUUCGGAUCAUAUAUGGUUGAACAGGCUGCUGGCACCGGUCGCAUCAUGAUGGAACAUAUCGAGUACCUGUUCAGUCUAAACCCACUCCCAGACUUUAUUGCCGAUAAUUCGGGCAACAAUUUGUUCAUUUGA
This is a messenger RNA of Fusarium subglutinans, 3177 nucleotides long. RefSeq names its product serine threonine kinase. The record is from RefSeq and is a predicted model, not a curated record. Gene Ontology annotation, biological process: autophagy; peptidyl-serine phosphorylation; autophagosome organization. The coding region runs from base 1 to 3177 and encodes 1058 amino acids. Gene Ontology annotation, cellular component: cytoplasm; autophagosome. Lineage: Eukaryota; Fungi; Ascomycota; Sordariomycetes; Hypocreales; Nectriaceae. The transcript has 3 exons. Gene Ontology annotation, molecular function: ATP binding; protein binding; protein serine/threonine kinase activity.